UUGAUGAUAAUAAUAAUAAUCACAAUUGUGGGCAAUUUUUUAACACACAAAACAAGUUAUGAAACAAUUAAUUCAAUAAAUAAUUAAAAACAAUUAAAAUGUUUGCAAGAACAAUUGGAUCAUUUUUACGUGCUGGAAUUGUUGCUAGUACAAAAUGCACAGUAAAGCCAUGUUUACUAAAAAAUAUUGAAAUAAAAAGUGGUAGUCUUGUCAGUCAAUUUAAUGGAAGUGUCAACAAGCCAAGAUGUCUAAGUACCUUGAUGUCAUCAUCACUUGUUAAUGGACAGCCAUCAUUGUUCAACAAAACUAAUUCUUUAACAAAUUUAUCAGUAAAUAGUUUGGCUGGAAAUGUACCAACAAGAACACUCACAAAAUAUUCAAGAACAAGGGGUAAACGAAAGGUUGUUCAAACAGUUUUAAAACGUUUCUACAGAUUAAAUUGGGGUAUAUGGAUAAGAACUAAAACUGGUAGACACAAAAGACUUUGGACAAAACGUUCAUCAUGUAGACGUCGUUUGAGAAUGCAUGUGUUUACUAAUUCAACACAAUCAUGGAUGCUUGACAAAAUGGUAUCACCAUACUGGAGAGCACCAAAGUACUGGGUCGAUGAUCCAUACAAUCCAUAUCAUGAACGUGAAGAAUAUUGGGUAACAAGAAAAGCACCACAACCAUAAAUUAAAAUAAAUAUCAAUUUGUUAAUCAGCCAAUUUAAUAAUUAAAAAAAAAACAUUAAACAUUCAUCAAAUAG
Molecule: messenger RNA, 748 nt
Organism: Aphidius gifuensis
Lineage: Eukaryota; Metazoa; Arthropoda; Insecta; Hymenoptera; Braconidae
Gene: mRpL35
Product: 39S ribosomal protein L35, mitochondrial-like
Exons: 4
Coding region: 99-674 (191 amino acids)
Biological process (GO): translation
Cellular component (GO): ribosome; mitochondrion
Molecular function (GO): structural constituent of ribosome
Source: RefSeq, a predicted model, not a curated record